CCUCAAUUUACAUCAACUCUUCCUUCUAUGAUAAGAAACACACCUUUUAUAUAAUAUCCCUACAACCUUUCACUUCCAUUUAAGUUAAAACAUUAGAUCACUCACUUUUUUCUUCAAGAAAAAGACUUUUUAUGAGUUAGUGAUUCCCUUCAAAAUGGCUGCUAAUGAUCAAGAAUCCAGAGUUCCCUUGAAACUUUUGGUAGAUGACAAGAAAAAUAGAGUUAUUGCUGCUGAAUCCAACAGGGAUUUUGUGGAUAUAUUAUUCAGUUUUCUCACCUUUCCAAUUGGAACAAUAAUCAGAUUAACCAACAGCCAGCCAAUGUCAAAGAUAAGUCCAAUUUCUACUUGUAUGAACAAUUUAUACCGAAGUGUUGAAAAUCUUAGUGUAAAGCAUCUUUAUUCAGAAAAUUGUAAGUCAGUCCUUUUAAAUCCAAGAAAUCCAUGCAAUGAAGAUUGCUUCAAGUUGAAAGUGAACAUAGACGAUUCAGUUUCAAACAAGUACUUCAAAUGCUCUAAAGAGCAUUGCUCAUUAAAGAGCUGGUUAGUCAAUGUUAAAUGUUAUUGUGGAGGGAGGACAACUAAGGAGAUAUUUUCAGAUAUAAGAAAUCCAACAAAUGAUUAUUAUGGUGUUUUUCUUAUGGGUGGAAUAGAGUUUAUAAUCAGUGAUGAUUUAAGAGUGUUGCCUGGUUCUCCAAGUUCUCUUGUAAAACUGCUUUCUGAUGAUCUUGGCUACAGCCACAUGAAUCAGAUAAGAGAGAUGUCUGUGGAAGUUGGCAAGGAGGAGAUAUUAAGACUUCUCACUUGUUCAUUGAUCUCAAAAUCUCCCUUGACUGAGGUGUUUCUGAACAAGAAAGCUAAUAUAGUUGACAACAACAUCAUGCCUGAGCCAAGAAUUUCACCACUGUUUCCUAGUGAAUUCCAGUACACCAGAAACUCCUGGAAAAUAAAUCUGAAGCUAAUAUUAAGCAAAUCUAGAAACAAGAUACUGUAUGCUGAAGCAAAUGAUUCAUUCGUCGAUUUUCUCUUCAGUUUCCUCACUUUUCCUAUUGGAUCAGUGAUCCGUGUUCUAAAUGGAAUUUCUGGACUUGGAUGCAUAGACAACUUGUACAAAAGUGUGACAGAUUUGGAGUCAAAAUGGUUUCCUUAUUGUCAAGACAGAUUACUCAACCCCGGUGUCGCACCAAGACAUAGAUGCCAGAAUCAGUUGCUUCCGAUUUCUGUGGAAAUCGACGAUCAUAGCCUUUUAGACCCCAGGUGCACAAGUGGUGGCACAAGUGAUAUUGGCAGAUUAACACUGUCACCAUCCUUGUUUAUUGUUUCGGACGAUUUGGUAGUCAGGCCUAUGUGUUCUACAACAAGUUUUGGCUUACUCAAAGAACUAAAUGUACCCUUGUGCGACAUUGAAGAGCAAGUGAUCUUCAUUGAUAAGGCAGAGGCACGGCUCUUGCUGCAGGCAGCUUUUAUCGGGUCAUCAUCUGCUUUGACACUUGCCUUGAGCUCUUUCUUGAAUAAACCUAAACAAGAGAAGGACUAAUAUGCCAUUUUGUUCUUUAUUGUCUUGUCCGCUUAAUAUUUGGAUUGAGAUGAGUUUAAAAUGGAGCGACAUGAACAGCGAAGACUUAUAUAUUGGAUAUAUUAGUAUAUAUAAUAUAUACUUUAUUUCCUGGGAUUGAGGCGUUGUUGUUUGUAUUGCCUACUGAGCAAGCUUUUACUGCCCUGCUAGUUCAUUUAAAUGAGGUGAAGUUAGAUGGUAAUGCUAGCAAUUUGAGUGCUCUUAUAAAUUAAGACUUUGUUACUACUUCCUGAUAUAUUCACAACUAUGAUUUCUCUA
This is a messenger RNA of Nicotiana tabacum (common tobacco), 1831 nucleotides long. RefSeq lists its product as uncharacterized. NCBI's taxonomy places the organism in Eukaryota, Viridiplantae, Streptophyta, Magnoliopsida, Solanales, Solanaceae. The record is from RefSeq and is a predicted model, not a curated record.